UGCAUUGUUUUCUGCACAUUUCAAUCGAAGAAAUACAAGUGACGAAUUGCGUGUAAGCAAUUUCCUCGACAUUGGUGAUAUUUUUAUUUGAAUGUUGUUCACUCCAGAAGAAUAUAUAAAUACAUAUUUUACUUGUGUUUAAAAUAUGAAAAGACAACGAGUCAAACAUACACCAAAUCAUGUUUACGUGGAAUCUCAACUGGAAACGAAUGAUUGUUUACCAUUGAACGAAACAAAACAGAAUCCUUCUGAAAAAUGGUUAGAGGCUCAAGUUUUACCAGGUGACACGCUCCAAGCUGUUGCAUUGAGAUACAACUGUACGAUCGCUGAAUUGAAAAAGCUCAACAAAAUAGACAAAGAAAACGAAAUUUAUGCGCGAAAGAUAAUCAAAGUGCCAAUUACCCCACAUUCAAUAUUAUUAGAAACACUACCGAAAGUUCAUAGCAGCGGGAGCAGUAGCCCGAAAAACAUUCCUGAUGUGUCCCGAAGUUUUGCAUCUGUAUUAGAAAAGCAAACCAAUUUAGAUGAGAAACUUAUUGUGGCCGCUGUUAGCAGUGCCUCAUACAAAAAUGAUUCCGUGAAAGAUGCGGCUACACAUUCUAAACAUCUCGACGAAACCUACACUGAUCUUGAAACUUUAUCCAACGACGAGACGUUAUCCAGACAGCCGCUUUUGAGUGGAGAGUACGACGAAAAUUUGCCUCUGCCACGACCAUUACGAUUGCCUGCGAGUGAUUUCUCUUGUAACGGGUCCGACUGUGAUAUAUCAUGGAUUUGUCUUCUUGUAUUUAUUCUUGCACUUUGUUUUGCUAUUCCUUUGAUAUAUGUAAUAUAUGUAGCGGAACACAUCGAAAACUACCAUCACGAAAACAUUGUUAAUGAAACUAUUAGUCAUAAAACGUGACCGUUACACGAAAAAGUUUGUGUUAUUCAUAUACAAGAGAGAUUAUGUCUCCAACUAGAGUAACAUUAGUUGUUCGGUAUGUAAUAUUUUAUUACGUGUAAUAAAAUUUUGAUAUUUAGCCAA
Toxorhynchites rutilus septentrionalis is the source of this 1027-nucleotide messenger RNA. Its product is annotated as lysM and putative peptidoglycan-binding domain-containing protein 4. NCBI's taxonomy places the organism in Eukaryota, Metazoa, Arthropoda, Insecta, Diptera, Culicidae. The transcript is spliced from 3 exons. The coding region runs from base 146 to 904 and encodes 252 amino acids. The record is from RefSeq and is a predicted model, not a curated record.